Cylindrotheca closterium is the source of this 1614-nucleotide messenger RNA. NCBI's taxonomy places the organism in Eukaryota, Bacillariophyta, Bacillariophyceae, Bacillariales, Bacillariaceae. The record is from the annotation of a GenBank genome assembly.
AUGAGCCACACCAAGCAUGCGGUUCUGAAAGAGCUGAAGAUUGAUGGAGAUUCCCAAGCUUCCUCAGCAGACAUUCUAAAUUAUUUGUUGAAAACGAAACGGUUGUCUGAAGACACUGUCCGAUUGGCAGUGGAAAAAGUCUCUCAGAAGACGGCCUCCAAUCCGCCAAACACGUCACCACCAAGGAAUACUCAUGCUCCAGCGAUAGAGCAACGCACUCGCCAUGUUGCGCUUCGGUUUUAUUACGAUGGAGCUGACUACAAUGGUUUAUCCCAGAAUUUGGGACAGGAUACCGACAAUUCCAUUGAAAAGGAACUCUUUCAGGCACUCAUCAAAGCACGGUUGGUGGAUUCCAGAGACUCCUGUGGGUACUCUCGGUGUGGACGCACAGAUCGGGGUGUAAGUUCCGUUGGACAAGUUGUGGCCCUUCGACUCAAGAGUAGCAUUCCUGCAUAUGCGACCUUUGACCAAGAGGGUACCAAGCCAGUUCCAAACGAGGAGUUGCCAAAGAACGAGUUUUCAAAGAUUAGCGCUUGGGUUUACCCAAGGAAGAAGAAACAAGUGGACACUUCAGCCCCACGGGUUCAGAAAGAGAUUGCAGAAUAUGCCUACUCGAAGAUCUUGAACAAUCUUCUUCCUGUAAAGAUUCGAAUUCUUGGAUGGUCACCGGUGUCCGACGAGUUUUCUGCUCGGUUCUCUUGCAGUUCAAGAACCUACCGAUACUUCUUUGCCAAACGACAAAUGAAUCUAGAAAGAAUACGAGAAGGCCUCGCCUUCAUGGUUGGAAAGCAUGACUUUAGAAACUUUUGCAAGAUGGAUGUGGAGAAGGUGUACAAUUUUGAGCGCCAUAUCUAUGAUGCAAAACUAGCGGAACUUGGGAACGGCAUUUGCUAUGUUCAAAUUCACGGGCAGGCGUUUCUAUGGCAUCAGAUUCGAUACAUAAUGGCAGUCCUUUUCAUGAUUGGAAGAGGACUGGAAAAGGCAGAUAUCGUUCCAGAACUACUCAAUGUGACAAAGUAUCCUGGAAAACCUAGCUAUCGACUCGCAGAAGACACACCAUUGGUUCUACACGAUUGCGGCUAUCCCAACCUUAAGAUUGGUUAUUCUGUACCAAAUCUCUGGACGACGACUUGCCAACUGGAGAAAGAAUGGGAAGACUUGAUGUUGGCUGCCAAUCAGAUUCGUAAUUGUCUGGAUAGCUUACGAGAUGUCGAAGUGCAAAAGGCAGACGUUGAAGACUUUGCCAAGAAUAGAGCAGCUGAACGCCAGAAGAAAUUGGAGCGUGUAGGCAAGAGCUACUCUGGAGGUAAUGAGAGUACCCUUGACUGGGACCAGUUGAGUGACUCUCCCCUCGUCAAAUGGGAAGAGGCCCUCUUGUGGAUGGACAACAGAAUGGGCCUAGUUGCAGAUCCUGGUGCACUCGACACCCAUAUUCAUAUUCCUCUAAUGAGUCGAUCCUUUGGGACGACCUAUGAAGAAAAGCUGGAGCAGCUCAAGUUGAAUGAUAGAAAACGAAAGAAAUACGAGGAUGGAGUCGUAAAGAAACGACUGGCUACAGAAGAAGACAAGAGAUUUUAUCAACACAUGGCGCGACAAGGUGGAGCAGGCAUUUAG